AACAAUCGACUACUUCCGGUUCAGAGGUCGUGUUGUAAGGAAGAGCUACAAACAAAUACUUCUUAUCGUCGUUAUAUACAACUCUUUCACUCGGUUGUAAUAGUGUAUUGUUGAAAUGUUUAAUGUUCACAAUUUAUAACCGGUCAGUUGCCGAUUUGACGGUCGAAUGAUGUGCUCACCGACACUUUCAGAAGAGCAGCAAAGAGAGUUGGCAAGAAAUCUUACAUAUUUUCUGUCGACAUACAAACACAUCUCCGAUUCCUUCAUAAUUGAAUUCUUCAGUGAGGAUCUAUGGGCUACAUUGCCUACCAGAUGGCAACAGAUCCUCUGUGACCUGUCACCCCCACAAAUAGCUGACCUCCUAUUGGACAGAUUGAAUAUGAAUAGAAGCUACUCUUGUGUAUGGCCUCUUUCACUAUUGGCUUUCCGGGCCACCGCGCAUGCCCUGACGUUCCCCAGGACACCCCAGGGCAAGCGGAGACAUGAAGUGGGCAUGCUGAAGCCAGAGGAGUUCUUGGAGAACAAGAGUCAGAGCUCACUGCUGGGACACAUAUUUAGGAAACAUGUGAAACCCAAGAAGCAGCAUGAGAUCCGGAGUCUGGGAACGUUGGUGAAGCAGCUUUGUGACCUGACAGACUGCAGUAGUGUGGUGGAUGUGGGUUCUGGACAGGGCCAUUUGACUCGUUUCUUGUCUUUUGGGCUUGGUCUGUCUGUGACUGGAAUUGAGGCUGAUCCCACUCUAGUUUCCAUGGCAUCCAAAUAUGACGGACAGCUUCUGUGGACGCUGGAGAAGGAGCGGCAGAGGAAUAAUGGACCUCCAAUCUCUAGAUCUGGCCCCUCACCCUGCCAUGUGGCUGGCUGGGUCAACCCCAAAGCAUCAUGGAAAGACUUCGUCAAGCAGGUAGGAAAUGGUAAAUGUGUCUGUGAGGAUCAGACCGCUCCGGCUGGAUCCAGUAAGAAGAGACAGCGGGAGUCCAUGUCAGAAGCUAAUCAGCAACAUGGUCACGGAGACCAGCCUGUGUUGACUGCAGAAUCAGAAUUCCUGGGUUGUUCAGACAAUGGCCAGGCUGCAUCCCCACUCAAGAAUAAUGACAAUACAUGUACAAACUCUUUUACUAGGGUAAAACAUGAACCCCGGUCUGGCUCACUCUUGUUUCCAAAACGUCUCUGCAAGACUGAAGCCGGGCAAGGCCCAUAUGUCCACCCAUUCUGCCAAGAGAGUUCAUCCACAGAAGUUGUCUGCCCUGUAGAAGAGGAGCAGGAAUGUCCAGAUUUGAUCCUAACUGGCCUCCAUGCCUGCGGGGACCUCAGUGCCACCCUCCUUCGCCACUUUGCCAGCUGCCCUCACGUUCGUGGCAUCACCUCCGUGGCGUGCUGCUACAUGAAGAUCACCACCAGUGAGAACCCCAACCCCCCUGGCCUCAUAGCCCCUCCCCUAUCCCCUUUGCCCACCAGUGAGGCAUCUCACUCAGAGUUUGGCUACCCAAUGAGCUCCUGGGUGCAGGGUUUGCCGGGACACCAGCUGUCCUAUAAGGCGCGGGAGGGGGCGUGUCACGCCAUAGAGGACUACAUGCACAGGCUGCGGGAGGAGAGUGGGUUGCUAAGGAUGCACUGUUAUCGGGCAACCCUAGAGACAGUUAUCAGGGAGGCGAAGCCAGAGCUGCGCAGGCCGGGAGUCCAGGCAAUAAAGAAAGCACAUCUACUACCCUUUACAGAGUAUGCCCGUCUGGGUCUGCCCCGCGUUGGCCUGCCCCCUGACCUGCCCCUGGACACCUGCAGAGUGGGGGCCAUGCUGAGGCAGGAGGGUCGUGUGGUGGUCUACUUCAGCCUGGCUCUACUACUGGCACCAGUGGUGGAGACACUGGUGCUGCUGGACAGGAUGCUAUACCUGCAGGAGAAAGGUAUAAAGAGUCAGCUGGUGCCACUCUUUGACCCUGCGUUGUCUCCCCGAAACCUGGUACUGAUGGCUUUGAAGCAGCCGACAAGGGACAAAGAGACUGAGUGCACCCUUCCGUAACCAAGGACACCUCUAGAACUAUGUGUUGUGUUCAGAGUUUACACCCUUACUCAUUGGUGCUCAAGGACUUGAGUGUAAGUUUAGAAGUGAGUAGCUGUCUGAAUAUCCAUACUAGCAUACUUCAACUGUAUACUAUGUACUCAUUGUCACAAACUAUUUUUCACAUACUGUCUGAAUAGAAUAGUAAUGGAGUUAUAGUUGUCUUGAUGUCCUUUGGGUUGUGAACCAUUCUUGAUACACAUGGGAAACGUGUGUGAAAAACCCAGCAGCGUUGCAGUUCUUGACACAAACCUGUGCUCUUGGCACCUACUACCAUACCCUGUUCAAAGGCACUUACAUCUGAUUUUCGUUUCAUUAACAUUUAGUCAAAUCCAAGUGCAUAUAUAAAUGAAAUCAAAUACCCUAGUACACACACAAACUUUUCAAAUGUUCAAAUCGACAAAAAAAAACAGUCAGGUGCGUCGCAAAUUCAAAACUGCUGGACAGCAACAUAAAACUAAAGCACUGAUAAUUGGGAAUGACAUCAGAACACUUUAAUGAGAACAGAAAUCCACUUUGGGUGAAAAAAAAAAGAAUUCAAAAGAUGUAGCCUAUGACGCUACACUCAUGAUCACUUUAAAGAGAACAAAAAACUACUUGGCCAACAUUACAUUUGAACACCACCGCAGAAGUGUUGCUAUUCAGCAUCUUUCUAAUUAAGUUGUUUAAUUUUGUUAGGCCCUAGUUCUAGUAGCCAAUCACUCGCAGCCCCUGUCUUCCAAUGCAUUGUGGAAAAAUGUGCAUAGAAGUAAACUAGAUGAGCUGAAAUGAGUAACAUUUAAACCAUACUUGAUAUUUGAAAAUUGCAUACUAUAAAACUUUGUUUUCCCAUACUGAGAAUGCGUCAUGCAAAAUUGCAUUGUUUCAUGUUAUUGGUUAAUUUUGGUAGCACAUCCCCAUAUCUGGUUGUCAAAGCUGAAAUAAGGAUAUCUGGCUAUUUAAAGUAUACUUGAUUUUCAAAAUGGUGCAUACUAUAAAACUUUUUUUUGCAUAAUCAAAAUAUUUAGGAUGCAAGUAUGGGUAUUCAGACAUGGCCAGAGUCAAAUGACUAAUUUCAUCAGAAUGUGGAAAGAAGUGAAGGGCACGCAACCAUACAAUGCAAUUGCUUUUUCAUAUUCAUGUCUGGACGAACUUGCUUUAAUGGAAUGUGCCCCUUUUCUUUCAAAUUGUGUAAAUGAAUAAAGACUAGUAUUUAGACUUGA
This is a messenger RNA of Oncorhynchus masou masou (cherry salmon), 3258 nucleotides long. RefSeq names its product methyltransferase-like protein 25B. The record is from RefSeq and is a predicted model, not a curated record. The transcript is spliced from 8 exons. Gene Ontology annotation, molecular function: rRNA (adenine-N6,N6-)-dimethyltransferase activity. Bases 167 to 2017 code for a protein of 616 amino acids. NCBI's taxonomy places the organism in Eukaryota, Metazoa, Chordata, Actinopteri, Salmoniformes, Salmonidae. Gene Ontology annotation, biological process: rRNA modification.